AAUAUAUUUUUUAUUUUUUAGCAGUUUAGAGUUUAUACCAUCUAUACCUGUUGAGGAUGAAAGUUUAAGGUUUUCAAUUAUGCACAAGACACCAUCAGGAUAAAAGACCACGCUCGGCAUGCUAGAAGCUAUGUUGCAGGGGACAUUAGACAAUGGAAUGUUAUUAUCAUUAGAAAAUACUGACGAAAGUGCGUUGUUAAAUAUGAGUGCACACUCAAUUUCAGGCAUGAUUUCCCCUGUAUCAUUAACAAGAGUUAUAGUGCGUGGUUUGCCUGGGUUGAUAACUUUCCAAGAUUUCUUGGGGUUGUCUGUUAACAUUUUAGGUAAGUCAUUAUUGAAAAAGGACUAUUUGUCAUUGCGGACAGCACGUAAGUAUCCUCUCUCAGCGGCGUACUAUUUAUGCCAUGAAGUUGGGCUUGGUUUCUGCUUGGCAUUACGAAAAAGUAUCUUUUUGUUAUUUUCCAACAUCUUUACAUUGUUAUUAAACCAGGGGUUUUUAUGGUUUGCACGGAAUGUUAUUUUCGGAAUAUACUUGUUUGCUAGAUAAUUAAUUUGUUUUUUAAACAGUUCCUAGUUUUCUUGUACAGAUCGUUCAUUGAAUGAGGUUUCAAAGACUGGAAAAAAAGUACACAAUUCUUCAUUUAUAGCUUCGAAGUUUGCUUUGUCAUAUAGGUUGAUAGUUUUGCUGGAAAAAACACGCAGUAGUGGGACAAAGUCAAAUGUGGCAUGAAUUACACUGUGGUCGCUGAUAGGAGGAAGGUAGGUAACCGAUGAUAAGGUCUCUGGAUGGUCAGUAAGCAUAAGGUCCAAAAUUUUUGCGCAGUAGCGCGUUACGCGUGUUGGCUCUGAGAUAAGCUGUGAUAAGUUAAAAUUCAAACAGAUGUCGACAAAGUCCUUCGCAUCUGUGUUGUUUAUUGCAGAAGUCAGGUUAUUCCAAUCAAUAAUGAGGAAGUUGAAGUCAGCGAACAGAAGUAUAUGAGCGUUAGGAUGGCUUGCUGUAAUCUGGCAGAAAGUACUGUUAAGUUCUGGUGAGAAGUUUGGAUUACUGGCAGGUGGCCUGUAGCACACGCCUAGAAUGGCAUAUCGAGGGGAAGAGCGAAUAAGAAGGCAUAGUAUUUCUAGGUUAGAAGAAAUAAUAAUUGGUGUACAGGAUAAUUCAUGACUGCAAGCAAUAAGAACUCCACCGUCGUGUGCCCCUUGAUGGUCACAGCGAUAAACAUCGAAGUAAAUAUGCCGCCGUACUGUCGAUGUGCUUGUAUAAUAAAAUCAUCUCAAUGAACUCAUCUGAACUCAUCUCAAUGAGUUCAAAUGUACGUAUACGCAAGUUCGGACCACAAAACCUACUAAUGAAGGCUCUUUUCAUGCAGCUAAUUUGAUGUUUGGUGCACGACUGCAUGUCAUUCUGCUCGGACGCACGUGUUAAUACGCGUAAUAAUAAAAUCCGCAAAAGCAAGAUGGCCACGUAUAGCGGAAAGUCGCAUUCAAUUACUGGCAACGCUGGCAUAAACAAAUGGAGUGUUUUGACGUUUUAACGCGAGCGUUUGAUGUUCGCUUUUUACGCGUCUUUGCCCAUAGAAUGGGUAUCCCUUGACUAGAUAAUGGUGUGCUGAUAGGCAGGUAACAUUUGCUAGCGCGGCCUACGUCGAGCAUCCCUCCUACAAAAACUGAACCAGGUAAGCGUUUCACAGUAAACGAACCCCUUCGCCCGUGUUUUUUAUCUUCGCCUAUUAUUUUCCCGACCGCAUCGAGCGUCUUUUGCAAACGACGUGUUCGUGCGCACACAAAAGCAUUAAAAAGGAAAAAAAAAGCAAAAAAAAAAAAAAGAUGAUGCGGUGCGUUUUGUUUGCAAACUGAACUACGUAAAGAACGCAUUUCACAGGGUGGAAAACCUCUUUGGAUCUUUCGCACAAAGAUGAAAACAUGGCGUCCGCAAUAACGAUGUUUCUUAUAAAAGGACUUCAGUGACAUUAUGAACUGUUUUUAAACGCUUCUUUCAAACCUUUAGCUUUUACAUGACCGCGUGUUUUGCACUUCACUUUGGUUCCGUUGUUAAAUUUGGCGUGCCGUCUUCUGAAAUGCGUUUGGAUUGAUUAAAGAACAUCGAAAGUGAUCUUGCUAGUCGCGCGAAGAUUUUUUAUUGUUCGGCGGCAGCGCGGAAAAACUUCAAACGAGAACCACGGGUGGAGAUGAACGCGCGAACUGUCGCUGCAAAUGAGUAGUGCGUAAAACAGUGGAAUAAUAGUUUGUAAUGGAGGCGGGAAGCAUAUAUAGUUGUGAAAUUCGCGCUCAAUUUUUGGAUGUGCUUCGAUGUUCAUCUGUGCUCCUCUGUCAACGUGACGCUAGGGCACUGCAUUUUCCUUGAUGAAAAGAGCUCUGAGUAAAAUAAUUGUUACUGUUCCAACACCUGCAGAGAUGGACACAAACUUGGUUUUGGGAAUGCAUCAAGGAAUGAGCUGUAGCAGCAUGGAUGGGAGCGACGUGAGAGGUCUGCACCCAUCAAGUGCUGCCAGUCACAUGGGGAUGAGUUGCAGUAGCAUGUCUCCUGGAGAUGUGAGAGGGAUCCACCAGACAAAUCAGCAUGCCAACCCGACGACUGCACUUGGUAUUGGCUGCAGCCCCAUGGGGAGUAGCGACAUUAGAACACUGCACCCUGCCAUUGACUCUGACCGAGGGUUGAGUGCUAACAACUUGCCAAACAGUGGCAGUGGCGGUAUGCACACAGCCAUGGAACGGGAAAAGGCGUCUGUCCACAGUGGCAGCACCAGUGGGGGUGGCAGCGGCAGCAACCUUGGCAACCCAUCUCCAUCUGGCGAGAACAUGGGCAAUUCUGCUGGCACUGGUGGAACUAACAGCAACUCUCCUGAGAACUCUGCUGGUGCAUCAAAAGACGAAGAAGAGCACAGUGGGCCUCCACCGCCUGCAGCUAAUAAGACUGGCAAGGAGCUUGUUCUGGCACCUCCCCGUGAAAGCAAACGGCCCAACAUGAAAAAGAGGAUGGACCUGUCCCUGGCAGACAAGGUUAAGAUAGUCUACUCUCUCAAGGAGCCUGGAGCAAAGCAUGGUGCAGUAGCGAAACUCUACGGCGUUGCACGGUCCACUGUUUGCAAGAUAAGCCAGAAGUCUGAAGAAAUCCUGCUUCAGUUUGAAACGGACAGCAACCAUGACCGCAAACGGCGACGUGAAGGCAAGGAACGCCAGGUAGGAGAAGAACUGUAUACGUGGUUCCAGAACCAGGUUGCACAAGGGUCUCGUCUGUCGGGCAAUGAUAUAAAGGAAAAAGCACGCCUAUUGGCUGCCCAGAAAGGCCAUCAUUUUGAGCCUUCUGAUGGCUGGCUCAGCCGCUGGAAACAGCGGCAUGGACUGUCAACACCACGAAAGGAAUCCUCCGCCUCCCAGCACCACUCAUCCCAGUUGAGCGGAGUAAGUGCUUCCGCCCCUCCUCAUUGGGUUUCCAGUGCAGAACUUGUGGCGCUUUUAAAACAGUACUCAGCCGACAAUGUUUUUGCGGCUGCUGAAGCGGCACUCUAUUACUCGGCCUAUCCAGCUGAUCGCUGCCAGCAGGAGUUGGUUAAAGACAAGAAGGCAACUGAGCGCAUCACACUUCUCAUUUGUGCUAAUUUGACUGGUACAGAGAAGAGGCCACUGCUGCUUGUUGGGGACAGUGGAGCAUCUCGGUCCUUUCCAGACGACCCUUCACGGCUGCCGCUCAUUUGCAAGUUUGCACAGAAGGCACGGAUGAAUGCUGCCAUUUUCACGGAGUGGCUUUCAUUCUGGGACUGGCAGUUGGGUCUCCACCAGCGCAGUGUGCUCCUGCUUGUUGAAAACACCCCAGCUCAUACAUCAAGUGCCCACCUGGAGAAUGUGCGACUCUACUUUCAUCCACAGCCAAUACUCAAGGGGGUUGCACGCAAUCUUAAAGCCCACUAUCGUUCACGGUUGUAUGGUCGGGUCUCAGCAUCUCUGAGUGUUCAGCGAAACACCCGGGCUGCCGACUUGAUUCGAAAGACAACAGUACUUGAUGCACUGUACUUAGUGCGAGAGUCAUGGGAUUCUGUCAAGGGAGACACUGUCUCUGGAGUGUUUGCUCAGGUGGGGCUUCCGUUGUGUGGAACACCACUGCCACGAGGGGGAGCUGGUGUAACAGGCAUGCAGGAUGUCUCAGUGCCACCAGGGCUGACCUAUGACGAAUUUUGCCGUUUUGUCAACCUGGAUGACUUUUUAGAAGGCGUAGUUGAUCGAGUAACAGAGACCCAAGAGGACGAGUACGAGGUAACGGACGAGGAAGCACUGAAGGCGAUCGAUUUCUUGCGUACAAUGGCUAUGCGGGAAGGGCGGGAUGAGUGGUACCGAUCGAGCCGGGAGAUGGAGGACUUCUGGCUGCAAAGAAUGGCCAACAAAAAAAAGCAGCAGCAGCAGCAGCCACAGCAGCAGCCACAGCAGCAGCAUUGAGUUUUGUAUUAUAUGAGCCACUGAAAACCGGUGUGAUUAAAUCAUUUUUAAUUUAAUUUUAGAAUAAGGGCCCCAAAGAUAUUGCAUCAGGUCCACUGUGCAUGUGCAACAUGCAGACAACAUUUGAGAGGUUGUUUGGGCGAGUUAAUAUUUAGUGAUGUUUAUAGUGCAGCUCGGAAUGAGUGAAGGAAACAAGAAGAAACAGGAGACAGGGGGCAUCUUCCUGUCUCCUGUUUCUUGUUGUUUGUCUUGUAUCCUUCAGUUAGCCUGAGUUGCAUUAAUUCAAGAAAACCGCAUUUGUAGUUUGUGCAGGGCAUGGUAUUUUUCAUGUAUAAUUGGCCACCCUAAACUUGCCCACAAGUUCUGUGCCUAUAAACAUGGUGGCGCCCAUCUAAGCAAAAGCUCUCAACUUACACUUAAUCGUGCUUGCUUUCUGAGCAGCUUGUAAUGUUAAUAUGCCUAUCACCUUCAUGUAAAUUGCAAACAUUGAACGACCAAUUACUGCUAUUUUUAGAUUGCUUGACAAUUUUGGAAGCUUCUAGACCCAAAAUGGGAAGGCAUUGCCAUUGCUAGUCGAGUGGAUGGAAAUGACUGCACAUCAGGAGCCAAUUAUUGAAAACUGGCUGAUAUUCUCAUUUAUUUCUGUUAGUGCUUGGGAUUGAUAUGAGCACUGAAUUGCGUAUAUGAACAUCGUUUAGUUUGUUUUUAUUUUCUUGUUAUGGCAUAGGUUUUGCAGUGGCAUUACAAGAGAAAGAUGCAAAGCAUGAUAGCAAAACUUGCCACUUUUAUAUAUCCCAAUUCUGCCAUGCACAAAGCUUAUUUGGGCCCUAAAAUGUUGUGUGUCUAUUCUAGAAUUCUUAUUUGUAGCACUGCAAUUAUGUGCCAUGGGAACAAUUCUUGAGCAUGCUGUGCUUGAGAAGUGUCAAUUAAUUGUGGUCUUGAAUGGCUGCUUUUACUUUUCUUCUUGUCGCACCUCAGAGCAUAAGUAAGCACUACAGGUGUUCUAAUGCCGACUUAAGCCCAGUGCUCUGAUGAGGCUCAAAAGUGCAUUCCCAAAGGACAAGUCUGUAUGUUUGUUAAUGUUGUUCCACAGUGUGCAGCACUUAUAAUGAUAUUUACAAGACUGUAAAUGCCAUCAUUAUAACUGAUUGUGUUAAUAUCUGGAAUGGCCUCAGGAAUACCUCUCGAGAACAUUUUACUCUUACGUAAGGGUGCCACUUUGCAAUUUUGGGUCAGAAAGAUAUCCUUAAGGACAACUCAGCACUACAGCUAAGCUCUUGGGAUCAUAUGUUCUGGUGAUGUAAGAGCAAUUUAACCUGUGAAAAAUGACUUUAUAUAAACAUGUAAACUAGUUUGUAAGAAACCGGUGUUUUAGGUAUUGAUCAACUUAAGUAUGUUUGAAAUGUAUGCUUAUUUCUACGGAUGCUUGCAUCUAAUUAUCACAUUCCGCAUAGCAGUCACUGCAUGUAGGCUGAAGGCAUUUCUUGAAGUACACGAAAGUGCAACAAAAUUUUGAGGCACAAAGACUGGUCUUCAAUGCAUCCAGCCUAUAUUGGCAUUGUUUCGUAGCAGAAUUUCACUGUUUAAUCUUAUUGGAUGCAUGGUUUUCCUGGAAAGCAGCAUUUCCAAAGUGAGGAUUUCAUUAUAUGUACCUGAUUAGUAUCUGAUAUAAUCAUCAAAUGCAGUUUAUUACAGCAAUUGCUAGAUGUUUCCAGAUCACAUCAAACAGGUGGUCUAGGUCACUGUAAAACGAUGUGAUUGCAGCCAACAAGGUACAAUGUCAUCUCUACAUUUACUCAAAAAGGUGAAGGCAGAGCGAUAAGCGAAGCGGUGGCUGCAGUGUCCAGCCCGGCUGAGAACGAGAGUACUUUCUGUUUGUUCAUGGCUUGAGCAUGCAUAGGGCUGAUAAUUAUGGCAGAUGAGGACUUGUGGUGAUGAAGAUGAAGCUACAGUCAGUCUUCAGUUUUGACAAAAUUUACAUACGUUGUAUAUUUUACCUGUAAUCAUCAUCUUAAGCUUACUCAAUUGUCUGUCAAAAAAUGAAAGCAUUCACGGGAAAGUUAUAAAUCUAAUUGUUGUUUUGAAUUGUUGCUCUUUAUGGGAAAUCUGAACAUGGUCACUUUUUGUUUCACACAUUCUUAUGAUGAGCAGUUUCAGUCAUAUUUAUUCCACAAAAGGAGUAGAAAAGCUUUUCAAAUGGUGACGAGAAUCAACUUGGUUGCUCCCGGAUCUAUGAAGUUCUCGUCAUUCUUUCUUUGCUGCAAUUCUCAGUUCUUUAGGCUGUAUAUUACUGCUGCGUCACUGAUGAUAUUGAGUCACACAGGGUGUCUAAUGCCAUGGCUGAUGGCUAGGACAGAGCAAACAUUUCAUGUCUUAAGUGUCCAAGUUCUUUUGUAUACACGCGUUGCAAAGACACGUUUGCAAUAUUUAUAGCAGGAGAGUUGUACUGACUGUACUAAGCACAGCACUCACCACGGUAGCUUAGUGGCUGUGGUGUUGCGCUGCUGAGCUCGAGGUCGCGGGUUUGAUCCCUGCCAUGGUGGCUGCAUUUUGAUGGGGCAAAGUUCAAGAACGCUUGUUUACUUAGAUUUGGGUGCACAUUAAAGAUCCCAUUUGGUCAGAAUAAUGCAAGAGGCCCUUACUAUGGCAUGCCUCGUAAUUAGAUCUUUGUUUGUGAUGUGAAACCCCAAGAUUCUUCUUUUUUUUUUUCUGCUGAGUACAGCACUUUCAGUGGUUCGCUUGUACAAGUGCUGGUCCACCCAAUGGCACAUGAUGAAGGCACCUAAUAUCAUAUGUGGGAUCAGUGUAAAUUGUAUUGUUCGUGCAUUCCUGUUAACAUUUCCCUAAGCAUCUGACGUACAUAUUUGUUCUGGGGUUGUCUGUAUCUUAGUUGGAGCAUAAAAAUUCUUGCCACGACCAGUAAGCUGAAUUGGCCUCACUUAUCGCUUUGUAACCUGUUGGGUGCACAACUAGUGGAAGAUUACUUUAUGCUUAUUGAUGGAGCAUAUCUUCAGCUUUCAUUUGUGCAUUGCAGGAAAAAAUUUAAAGUGGCUUUUCUUAGAAAGUGAUUUUCUAAAUUUUACAUUUUCACUAAACCGCUUCAUUUGAGGGAAAUGUUAAAAUAGAAAGUCAUUUGCCAGAGCCACAAAAUUCGGCCAGGAAAUAAUAUAGAUGUAUAAUAUAGACAAGUUUUGUUGCUCUUUAAAAUCUUUCCACUAAUAAAGUCCUAAAAUAAUGUUAUGUGCCAUGUGGUGUCAUUGCAAUUUCUUCAAGAAUGACACCCACAAAAUAGUGUAAUAAAGUUUGUUGCAGGCUCCGCUUUACUUUCUUUCAAGUCAGAAAAAGCAUUGCACUCGGGGAAUAUAUUGCUCUCUUAGAAUGCAUGCUUAUAGUUGAGAAAUUACAAACUUUUCCGAAAGAAGGCGCAAUGUUUUUUGUAAACAAGAAACAUUUUUUUCCUUAAGACUUUGUUCGAAAUUGUAUUUUUUAGGUUAGAAAUAUGCGGCAUGUGUAAAUUUUGUCAAAAUUGAAUAUAGUGACCUGGGUCACCUGUUCCAUCUUAUAUGGAAACAUCCAGCUGUUGUAGGCAUGUACCAGCUGCAUUGGCGGUGUUGUGGGUUGAUGCCAUAGGCUGUUGUCUUAGUUGUUCCUCAGUAAUGAUCAUCAUCACAUGGUUAUUCCAACACGAAAAUAAAAUGAUUGAAAUAA
Messenger RNA from Dermacentor andersoni, 8157 nucleotides. RefSeq names its product tigger transposable element-derived protein 3-like. Gene Ontology annotation, cellular component: nucleus. NCBI's taxonomy places the organism in Eukaryota, Metazoa, Arthropoda, Arachnida, Ixodida, Ixodidae. Gene Ontology annotation, molecular function: DNA binding. The record is from RefSeq and is a predicted model, not a curated record.